Messenger RNA from Gigantopelta aegis, 4112 nucleotides. RefSeq lists its product as uncharacterized. NCBI's taxonomy places the organism in Eukaryota, Metazoa, Mollusca, Gastropoda, Neomphalida, Peltospiridae. The record is from RefSeq and is a predicted model, not a curated record. The transcript is spliced from 3 exons. Bases 279 to 3527 code for a protein of 1082 amino acids.
AUUUCUGGACUGGUGGAAGGUACUCGGGGAGUGCUAACGGUCCACUGGUAUGGGGACGCAAUACUUGCCUUGCCCCGGACGCUGGCAACCUACGCUACGCCACUGUACUCAGUCAAAAUAUAUAUCGUAAAUGUGCUUUGAACGCUAAACGUUUGUUCUAGUGCUCCAAGACGCGAAGAAAAUUAACAGAGAAGAAGAUGACAGCACGCGUAAUGCCAGGAUUUUCUGUUUAAACUUUAUUCAAUCAGCAUCAUAAUCAUCGUGGAUCAAGAUUCAUUAUGACUUCUGUGAGAAAAUCAGAUCGACUCGCUAGAAAGAGAAAAUCAUCUGCACCAGAAAUGGUAACUGGAAAGAUGAAACCCUCCCAACCAGAAGAAAUGCCAACUGGAGAGAGAAAAAUACAGACACUAAGAAAGAAGCCAGCUUCUCCAAGCAGUGAAACUAUUUCAUCUGACUAUCUUGCAGGACAAUCGUCUAGUGGCAUACAAAAAAGGAGAUACCGACAGCGACUCAAAGAAGAUUCUGUCCAGACCUACAAGAAAAAGAAGGUUCAAAGAGUUAAAGCCUCAAAGGAAAAGUGGACUCCUGAAAAGAGAGCUAGAGAAUGUGAGAAAAAACGAAUACGGCUACGGAAGUGGAGAGCAAAACAGAAGGAACUUGGGACAUCGGUGUCGGAAGAGAAAAGAGAGAAGGAUAGAUUACGUCAGCAGAGACACAGAGCACAGAUGAAGCUCAAGAAAAAGUGGGAAAAACAACAGAUGGAAUUAGUUAAUCAGCUGCAGAAAGAUGAAGGGCACUGCAUAACUGGUGUCCAGUUGGAGGAACAACCUCCUGUUGUCUGUUAUGACAGAGUUUCGUUUACUGCAAAGCCAAAAUGGAAAUACCAGAAAAGACUUAAAGAAAAGCCAGUUCCUGAUAGCUGUGCAGUUGCUUCAUCAUGUGGACAAAAAGGACUUUCACCUAGCAUCAUACGGGAGCGAAGAUACAGGAAGAAGCUGAAAGAAAAUUCAGUCCGUUACCAGCUCCACCUGAAAAAAGAAGCUAAAAGAGUGAAAGCCAUGAGGGAGAAAUGGAGUCCUGAGAAGAAAGCCAUACACAGGGAAAAAGUUCGAGUGUGGGUGCAGAAUUGGAGAGAAAGACAGAGAGAACUGGGAAGAAAGUUGACGAGUCCAAAACCUGAGACAAGAUUGGAAUUGGAAGAGAAGAGAGAGCAGAACAGAUUAUGUCAGCAGAGACACGGAGCACAGCUGAAGCUCAGGCAACAGUGGGAAAAAGAACAGAUAGAAUUAGUCAAUCGGAUCCAGAAAGAUCGAGGAAAAUGUAUUACUGGAAUGAAGGUGGAGGAACAAUCUCCUGGUGAACUUUCAUCUACUGCAAAGCCAAAAAGCACAUACCAGAAAAGGCUUAAAGAAGAGCCAGUUCCUGACAGCUGUGCGGUUGCUUCAUCAUCAUUCAAUCAGGACAGACAUUUAUUUACAGAAAAGCCAAAAAGGACAUACCAGAAGAGGCUUAAAGAAGAGCUAGUUUCUGACAGCUAUGCAUUUUCUUCUCCAUCGUUUGAUCAGGCCAGACCUUCAUGUAGUGUCAUAGAGGAACCAAUGUUCCAGCAGAGGCUCCAAGAAGAUUCAGUUCGUUAUCAGCUCUGUCUGAAAAAGACAGCUCAAAGAAUAAACACCAUGAAGGAAAAUUCGACUCCUGAACAGAAAGCCAGACACAGGGAAAAAGUGCGAAUACGAGUGAAGAAUUGGAGAGAAAAACAGAGGGAAUAUGAAAGGACACCAAAUAGUGUAAAACCUGAGAUAAGAUCAAAGUUAGAAAAGAAGAGGGAGAAAGAUCGAUUACGCCAGCAGAGAUACAGGGUAAGACGUAAGCUUAGGCAGCAGUGGAUAAAGGAACAUACUAGUAUGGAAAUGGUCGAUCUAAAACAAAGAGGUGGAGACUGUAUAACAGGAAUCAAUGUAGAGGAACAAAUACCUGUCAUCAAAUUGGAAAACCUUGCUUCAAGCUUACAAAGUGAAUGGCAAGUACAGAUACCUGUCAUCAAAUUAGAAAACCCUGCCUGGUGCUUACAAAAUGAAACUUAUUUACCUUUUUUCACAGUACAGAACCCUGUAUCAAACAUACAAAGCAAUCCACAUGAGUAUACUGAUUCUAUUCAUUGGCCUGUUAAAACAGUGUUGCCAUCAACAGAGGAACAUGUUUUGCAGCAAUCAACAGAAAAAAAUCUUGACUUUUCAUCCGGUGAAGUAGGGGGAAUGUACCAAGAACUAAAGAAGCUACAGAAGUAUUUUGAUCCAAAGAAACAGGCUGAUGUGAAGAACAGUAAGGGACUAGGCAUCAUCAGUCAGUUUCGGAAGAAGAAUGGGUUCGAUUUCAACCACCUCGCAAAAUGCCACUCCCAGAAUGUUAACCACAAGAGUUCUUUUGACACACUGUUUAAAGAAAGAGAGACUGAAGUGGUUGGUUUCUACAAUCAUGGAGACAUAUCUCAAGGUGACAAUUCCCAGACUUCAGCAAGUGCUAAAUCUCAUCAGCAACGGCCAAAGCAUUUCAUGGGAAAAGCACAGAAGGUUGCUGAUAAAACCUUUAUUGAGGACAGUAAUACUAAGCAGCAUCCCAAAACACUGACGUCCACAGAACACACACAGUUAACUUCUGGAUUCUGUGAAUUCUGCGCCAACAUCCAAUUGAAACAGAAGGCUGUGAACAGUUUCCUCAGUAGCAAGGGUCUUCAGGAUCUCCAUCUCCCGGACACACAUGGACUGUUGUCCAUGACUCUUUGUGCCAAGAAGCAGGACAGUGGCAGCCAUCACAAGAUGUGUAUAGACAGAAAGUGUAAGAACUGUGGAGUUAAGGCCAUUCGUUCUCACCUCCGCCCAGCAGUGAUGGAGUAUUCGGAUUCUGUUCUGACGUGGAAGAUGUGGCUGCUGAUUCAGAAGGAAGCUGAUGAAGGACCUGCGACUGAUGAUGGAACUGAUGACGGGACUGAAACUGAAACUGAUGACAGAACUGAAACUGAAACUGAUGACAGAACUGAAACUGAUGAUGGGACUGAAACUGAUGACAGAACUGAAACUGAUGAUGGGACUGCAACUGGAACUGAUGGCAGAACUGCAACAGGAACUACUGACAGAACUGCAACUUAUGAUAGAACUGAUAAUGGAACUGAUGACGGAACUGCAACUGAUGAUGGAACUGAUGACAGAAAUGGAACUGAAACUGAUGACGGGACUGCAACAGGAACUGAUGAUAGAACUAAUAAUGGAACUGAUGACAGAACUGGAACUGAUAAUGAAACUGAUGACAGAACUGCAACAGGAACUGAUAAUGGAACUGAUGACAGAACUGCAACUGGAACUGCAACAGGAACUGAUAAUGAAACUGAUGACAGAACUGGAUCUCCUAAAUACAGCACCUGGAGGAUGCUGAUGACAAGUUCCGGAUCUUUGGACGAGAUUCUGUCAGAGCUUGAGACGGAACUGGAAACCUUCACCACCCACCUCGUACUGGCAGGUUUACGUUUUUGACCAGGGCUCAAAAUAACAACACAAAAGACACAUAAAGUGGAGUCGACUUGCAGCAUGUGAAGAUUUGUCCAGUAGUUCAGAUGAUGGAUUCACAGAUGAAGAAAUGGAGGAAUUUACUGAACAAAAGCAAAAUAAAUAUUCAGAAAAUACAGAAUUUAAUAUUGAAAAUUCUCAUGCAUCUCAACACUCAGACUGUGUAGAGCAUGUUGAUAGCUCAACCGUUGACAGAGUAACAGUUCUUGACCGAGAUGAGAAAGUGGAGUUAAAAGAGCAAAGCCAGAAUGAUGCAUCAUGGGAAGAGGAGGAGGUGGAAGAUGAUUGGAGGAUGGAUGUGUGUAAAGACGAAGAACGGAGGCCGAAAAGUCAUGGGAUUUAUCAACGGGUGAUCGAGAUUUCUGGUCUGAAAAGCCUGAUGGCACUCAAACAAACAGAACUGAAAUUCAGUUAAAACAUGACUCGUUUGAAAAGUUUACAGCAACAUCUGUGAUAUCCGAUGCAAAUAUUGCCGAUUUUGAAAAUACAGCAGUCUGUGAUGUCUUACAAGAAACCUCAAAAUGUCAACAAAAUGUCAUUACAUCUAAUCAG